AUGGAUUUUGAUUCAGAAAGUAAUGGGCGGGGCAACUUGCUCGAAGCUGUUGAACAUUUGGAAGCCGUUGCUUUCGUCCCUGCCAAGCAAAGAUAUACCGAUGCUGGAGAGUUGGCUAAAAUGAUUGCGUCAAAAGCAUAUGAGAGCGGCAUUUCACCUGAUGCGCUGGGCCGGUUGUUGAAGAUCCUAACAACUAAAAAUAAUCUUGACCAAGGUACUACUACCACGUUGAUCAAGAACCUGUACCCACAGGACAGGAUCACACCCAAGCAUGUCACACGGAUCAUAUCAUCCCUGGGUCCAAGCAAGUCCAAACCCAGCCCGGCGACGCAGUCCCUGCUUGUCCGCUGGCUGAUUCUCACAUAUGAAUUUCUCGAUGACAAAUCUCAUCUUGGAAAGCUUUAUGCUGUCUUGUUCAAUCAUCUUGACAUGAUUAGUUUACGGAAGCCGCUGUGCCAUCUUCUCUCGCUGAUUACGAGAAGAAAACAUGUGAAGCCAUUCCGCAUCCAGGCGCUGAUGGAGCUAAUUCAGAAUGCGGGUGGAGAAGAUAAAGAACUGGUGACUCUGCUCAAGAUCUUCAAAAACUAUUAUCCUGAGAUCAUCAUUGGGGAUGUAGGCGGGUCCAGGAGGGCCGCUCUGUUCUUCAAGCACCCCGAUCCCGAAUGGGCGAGUCAUGCAAAGAUGCUGCAGACCGCAAAUCUGGAGAAGGCGGAAGCUGCGCAAGGUUCAAGUUACCAGGUUGUUCAUCGGGGUGCAAUGAAAAGAAGCAGGAUCGAAGUCGCUAUCCCUGUUUUGCAAACCUCACGUGUGUCAAAUAAACACACUUCCCUAGAGGAACUUCGUGGCAUCGAGCAUUUUGUUGACAAGAUAGAUUUGAUCGAGUUGCCUAACCAGAUAAUUUCAACGCUUGGUGAUGGGAUGGCGCAGAAAUAUCUCCAUCUGAUCCAGUCUGAAGUUGCAGAUCAUCGGCUAGACGAAUGGCUGAAAAACUUCUUACAAGAUAGACUAGAGCACAUUCAAGAGGAGAAUGAGGAUGAUGAUCCGGAUCUUUUGUCUUACGUUCUGAGCUUUGUUGAGGAAUAUGCCGCAUACACCAAGCAACUCCUACCUUCGGUUCAGUCGUUUUUAGAAUCAUAUCUUGAAUCUUGGAAUGGGCGAGAUAAUCGCGAACAGGUGCUGGGAUUGCUUCGAUACCUCCCAAUCGAAGAGUACCAGUCGCUCCGUACCAGAAUUUUGUGGCCGCUGGAGGCUUCCGUAUUGGACGACUCUUGCGUUUCCAGAACAGAUUUGCUCGGAUUUUACUCCGCAUUGAUCAGUGAAUGGGGUGUCAAACUCCGAACUCAGCAUGCCAUCUCAGAGGAGUCAGCUCCUUUAACCGAAUUGAUAGGACAUGCCGAGCUUUUAGCAUCAGCGAUUCAAGAAUUUCCGCCCAUUUCCAAUGAUAAACAGACAGCUUUCAGACCAGCCAUCUGGUCUAUCCUUCAGUUCUACCAGUGCCUUGCAGACCUCUUCUCUCAUGCAUCCGAGAAUGCCAGCAUCCGACUGGCAGUCCCACCUGCCCCAUCAAUAUACGCAAUCACCUUUACACCCAUCGUCUCCGUCAUUUCCAUCCUCAGCUCUAUUCUGGCGGAAUACAAAUCCUCAUUCGAAGCCUCGCUCACCUCCAAAACCAUUAAACCAGCGAAUCCUUCGGAUCCCUUGUAUGAUUCCAAAGUCGUGGGCCAGUUCAACGGUUAUGUCAUGGACACAUGCAACCUAGUAUGGCGAAAUCGUGCCUUGAAUUCAGAGGAUCCCAAUGCCCGCGCGUGUCUUAUACCUGCAUCCAGCAUAUCGGUCUUCACCAACUAUAUCCGUGACGUUAAUGAGACGGCCAAAAGGUACGACCACAAAAGCGCUUUCCACUGCACUUUGCCCUCGAUAUUCUCUCUCAGCCACCAUGCCGCAUUUUCUAACCUCUCUGCGGCUUGCUUUUCGGAUCUGGAAAUCGAGAAGCAACUCGUGAAGGAUGGGCCCAGGUUGCGAAAGCCAGUUGCCCCGAAGGCGUUGCAGGCCCUUGAGAAGGAGGGAGGAGCAAAGAUUACUUGGCAGGAGUACCGGGUACAUAUGCUGGAUUGGCUAGAUGCAGUUGGUAGUACGGGCACGAGCGAGUUGAUGAGAAGCACUAUGAAAGCUCUGCGGAAGGAGUGA
Molecule: messenger RNA, 2187 nt
Organism: Penicillium longicatenatum
Lineage: Eukaryota; Fungi; Ascomycota; Eurotiomycetes; Eurotiales; Aspergillaceae
Product: Mis6 domain protein
Exons: 4
Coding region: 1-2187 (728 amino acids)
Cellular component (GO): kinetochore; nuclear body; cytosol
Source: RefSeq, a predicted model, not a curated record